AUGCACGCAUUCUUUGAUGGGUAUAUUAACUCAAAAACCACUUUGAAACAAUUUGUGGAGCAAUAUGAAAAUGCUAUGGCAAAGAAGGUUGAAAAUGAAAAUGGUGAAUUCAAUUCUCUCAACUCAUACAUCCCAUGCAUAACUCAAUAUCCAUUUGAAAAGCAAUUUCAAAAUGCUUACACAAUUGCAAAAUUCAAAGAGUUCCAACAGGAGGUUGUAGGAAAGAUUUAUUGCAAUUUGUCUCUGUGUUCAGAAGAUCUUAAUUUUUCUGUGUAUGAAGUAAGUGAAGAUGUUCCCUUUGGAGAAAGCCUUAGACUUGCAACUUUCACAGUAUAUUUGAAAGAGGACAGCUCUGAAACAAAUUGUAGUUGUCGGUUGUUUGAGUUUAGGGGAAUAGUGUGUAGGCAUCAAAUUGCAGUGCUCAUGAAAAAAAGGAUUCAUCAAAUGCCAGACAAGUAUAUUUUAAGAAGAUGGAACAAAAAUGUGAAAAGAUGUCACACUAAAGUGCAUAUCAGUUAUGACAACUCUUCUAUUAAGCCUGAAGCACGUCGCUAUGAUAAAAUGUUCAAUGUCUUCAAUGAGUUACGUGAACUAAAAGGGGAGUUGAAAGAAGAAGUUGAUGUUGUUAGUGGAAGUAACAAGUUUGGUUCUAUGAGUACUCAGAAUGCUUCAAGCUCAUAUGGGGAUGGUGUCUUAAAUUCAAAGGAGAGCACAACCAUACUUGAUCCAAUCGUUGUCUAUCAAAAAGGGAGGCCACCAUGUAAAAGGAAACAGUUUAUGCUUGAAAAAACUAUUAAAAAGAAGCAAAGAGUGAAGACCAAGACAAAGACAAAGACCACUAGCACCAGCAGCCAAGGAAAUAUAGAGCAAUCUGAAUUUAGUGCGCCUUCACAUAUGGGAUUUGUUGAUCUUGGUACACAAGAGAGUAUUAAAAUCAAUGAAUCUGAAAUGUUGGCUCCAAGUUUCGGGCAACAAAACAUGCUCCAAGGACACUUGUCAUCCCAAGGACAUCAUCAUCCAUCUCAAUCUUGGAUGUUGGGCAAUUCAAGUUUCACGAAAAUGUUGAAUGAUAUGGCGCACUCACAAUCUGAAAAUCCCGAACGAGACAAAGAUGAAAGAAGUUGA
Molecule: messenger RNA, 1125 nt
Organism: Camellia sinensis
Lineage: Eukaryota; Viridiplantae; Streptophyta; Magnoliopsida; Ericales; Theaceae
Biological process (GO): regulation of DNA-templated transcription
Molecular function (GO): zinc ion binding
Source: RefSeq, a predicted model, not a curated record